GUCAAAGUGGAGUCAGCGAAAAGCAUUUAACUUUACCUUUCCCUCCAUUUCAGCACAACAUGCCUUUCGGCUUCUUCUCCUCUCAGUUUGAUGAUCAGGGUAUCAUGGAUGACGGCAACUGGCAGUUCUGUGGCCUGUCCAGAACCCAACGCUUGUAUGCCUUUGGUGCAAGCUUCGUCGUCGGAAUGGUUCUUUCUAUCUUGUCUACAUUAUUCCUGCUUACGGCCAAUACGACUGCUUUUGCCAUCAUCUACAGUAUCGGAAACAUUGUAUCCAUCUUCAGUUUGACGUUCGUGAUUGGUAUCCCAAAGCAGAUCAAGACGAUGUUUGCCCCAGUUCGAUUUUGGGCUACAGUCGUGUAUCUUGGCAUGCUGGUAGUUACUUUGGCACUUUCUAUUCUGUUGCACAAUUUUAUCUUGUCCAUUAUCCUUGUCAUUGUGCAAUUCUGUGCCUUGGUGUGGUACGCUGCCAGUUAUAUUCCCUACGGCCGGUAAGUUUAUAUACUGAUGAAUUGGAAUUAGGAUGAAUGGCGUGUUACAUAUUUGUUCAUGGUACUCACGCGUUAUUAUCAUAAUCUAGGGAAAUUAUCCGUCGUUUCUUCGGUAGCUGCGUUACAUCUAUCUAAUAAGUUUGAAACCGCUUAGCUGAUUAUGGUGAUCAUAAAGUAAAAUACACGUAAUAUAAUCUCGUACAAUCCGAUGUCUACUCUA
Molecule: messenger RNA, 710 nt
Organism: Umbelopsis ramanniana AG
Lineage: Eukaryota; Fungi; Mucoromycota; Umbelopsidomycetes; Umbelopsidales; Umbelopsidaceae
Exons: 6
Coding region: 60-494 (144 amino acids)
Biological process (GO): vesicle-mediated transport
Cellular component (GO): membrane
Source: RefSeq, a predicted model, not a curated record